Aptenodytes forsteri (emperor penguin) is the source of this 1911-nucleotide messenger RNA. It is a transcript of the gene PODXL2, whose product is annotated as podocalyxin like 2. Lineage: Eukaryota; Metazoa; Chordata; Aves; Sphenisciformes; Spheniscidae. The record is from RefSeq and is a predicted model, not a curated record. The transcript is spliced from 8 exons. Bases 1 to 1911 code for a protein of 636 amino acids.
AUGAGCCAGCCAUGUGCCUUUGCCACAAAGAAGGCUAAUGGGACCUUGUGCCUCUGCCUUGCCUCCUCGGAGGAGCCAACUGCUGAUGGCCUCACAUCAACUUCCCUGCUGGAAUUUGCCAUGAUGUCACACCUGGAGGCCAUGAAUUCCCACGAGCAAACCAGCCCAGAGGCUGCAGAGCCUGAUCUUGCCCCUGGCUCUCUGCAUGCUGCCGCGGGAUCAGGCUUUGCCAGCGAGGAGAAUGAGGAGUCCAAGAUCUUACAGCCCCCGCAGUACUUCUGGGAAGAUGGGGGAGAGCUCAAUGACUCCAGCCUGGACUUGGGACCAGCAACGGAUUACAGCUUUCCUGCUGCAUCUCAGAAGGCCCUGCUGAAAGGGAAUGGGACACAGGUGAAAGACAACUGGGAAACAGCCACUGUCCAGCCGCCAGCAGAAUUUGUUGAGCCUGACUUGCACAUGCCUUUCUCCAGCACGCUGGAGGAAGAGGAGGGGCUGCUCCCUAUAGACCACUCAAGAGGAGGAGUGGAGAGCCUCCAGACCUCUGGGCCAGAGGUUACAUCUUCUGAACCAGUGGGCCAAGAGGAGUCCUUCUCCCUUCUGUUUUCCACAGCCUCUGCAAGGCCAGGUGUGACCAAGGCAGCCAUAGGAGGGCAAGAAGAGGACUCUGUUCCUCCAGGCUUAGACCUUGGGAGCAGCAUGGGACCAGGUCUUCUGCCUGUGUCCUCUAUUUUUUCUACUAGUACUGCUGCAAGCUCUCCCAGUAUUUCAGAAGAGCCCUUUGAGGUGACAGCUGGGGACACGUGGGCUGUUGGGGGAGCAGAUUCGGAGACGACUGUGAGUACCACAAGAGCAGAGCUUGCAGAGACCAUGGUGGAGGCUGUUGGGGAAGAGCAUUCAGCCAGAGAGGAGGUCUCAGAGACCACAGUGGGGUGGGAGAUGCUGGAGCCCACGGUGCUAACUGAAAUGGAGCAGACUGCGGAAAUGCCUGUGGGGACACCCUCUCCUGGGGGCAGCUCCCCAGGCACCCAGACUCUUUCUGGCAGUGAGCAGCACCCCACUUCUUCUGCGUCUCUGUGGGACAGGGCUGACGAGCCUGCACUGGAUCCCGUUUGGAAUGACUCCGAGUCAGCCACUGAGACUGUGGCAGCAGAAAGGAGCUUGUCACCGCAGGCUGGGGACGCCCGCAUGGCCAUGCUGCCAACAGAGCUGCCCUGGGACUCAGCACAGGUGAUCUGCAAAGACUGGAGCAACCUUGCGGGGAAAAACUACAUCAUCCUGAAUAUGUCGGAUAACAUUGACUGUGAGGAGUUUCGGCUGGAGAGGGGUCCCCAGCUGUUGGCACUGGUGGAGGAUGCCUUCUCCAGACAGGCGGAUGGACCACAGGACCGCUGGCUGAUCUCUCUGAGCAAACCUAAUGAGAACGACAAGCACUUGCUAAUGACACUGGCAGGGGAACAGGGUGUCAUCCCUACAAAAGAUGUUCUUACGGCACUGGGGGAUGUUAAGAGGAGCUUAGCCGAGAUUGGCAUCCAGAACUACUCAACCACCACAAGCUGCCAGUCGCACCCCAACCAGACACGCAGCGAUUAUGGGAAACUCUUUGUGGUACUGGUGAUCAUUGGUUCCAUCUGUGCCAUCAUCAUUGUAUUGGGGCUCAUAUACAACUGCUGGCAGAGACGUCUGCCCAAGAUGAAGAACAUGUCGCAUGGCGAGGAGCUGCGCUUUGUUGAGAACGGCUGCCAUGACAACCCUACCUUGGAUGUGGCCAGUGACAGCCAGUCGGAAAUGCAGGAGAAGAAGCCAAGCGUGAAUGGUGGAAACAACAUCAACGGCCCUGACAGCUGGGAUGUCCUGAUCAAUAAGCAGGCGAGCGAGGAUGUGGAUGUGUUUGAGGAAGACACACAUCUUUAG